GGAAAAAAUAAAGAAAAAGAAAAAUUCUUCUUCACGUCGCCCCAUCGUAUUGCAGGCAUCAGACGAGACGAAUUUUCUUUAUUUCCCGUCUCCAAAAGUCUUGGUUUGCGGGUUUUGGUGUGGGGUCUUGUAGUUAUUGUAGGUAAAGCAAUACCGAAAUGAAAUUUCCAACUGUCGUAGUAUUUUUCUUGCGAAUGGCAUAUAUUUGGGCAUUGACAACGUUGGUUUGUGAAUGGUUUUGAAUCUCGAAGAAUGAUAAAAAAUUUACAAAUAUAAAGCAAAGGCAAAGAGAAUGCUGGAAAGAGUGGUUCAUCAGGUGUUACUGGGAUAUCUUGGGCGAUACGUGAAGGAUUUCUCAAAGGACCAAGUGAAGGUUACUCUCUGGAACAUCGAGGUUGAAUUGAAGGACAUAGACCUUAUUCUCGAAGCCUUCGACUACCUGCAGUUGCCUUUUGCUCUUAAGCAAGGUCGAGUUGGGAGACUAAGCAUUAAGGUUCCUUGGAAUUUGAUUGGGGGUGAACCCAUUCUUAUUGCUUUGGAGAAUGUUUUCUUUUCUGUAUCCCAGAGGGAUGACCAUGAGUGGAGAAUGGAUGCCGUUGAAACAAGAGAACUUGCCGGCAAGAAGGCUAAGCUGGCUGCCGCCGAGCUUGCUAAACUCUCAAGACGUGUUUGCGAUAAUAAAGGAGGGUGGUCAUUCAUUCCCUUCGUUACUGCAAAGGUUCUUGAGAAUAUCCAAGUGUCCAUUAGAAAUUUCCAUGUCUUAUAUAGUGAUAUGCAAUCCGAUUCAGAACAGUUUAUGUUUGGUUUAAGAUUUUCUAGCUUGACAAUGUUAAAGCAAAAUCCGAUUGGACUGAGAAUGGGUCAGGUGAGCAAAAUUGUGGAGAUUGAAGGUUUAGAAAUUUAUUGUAGCAUCUCCAAGGAAGCUGCCAAUGUUUUGAGCCUGAACCAAGUUGAGGAUUCCAAACCCUGGUGCAAUUCACACUUUGUUGGUGAUAAGUCUGAUCAUAUAUUAGAGCCUGUCAAUGUAUCACUGUCUCUUUUGGUGAACAGAUCAGGAAAACUUAAUGAUUUGCCACAGUAUUCUAUAAGUGCUAAGAUAACCUGUUUGGUUGUGUCUUUGAAUGAGAUUCAGUUGCAGCAAAUUUUGAUCCUUUCAGAUUACUUAAGCACAAGCCAGUUAAGAGAGAAGUAUGGACGUUACCGGCCAUGGUAUUGCCCUUUGUCAAGAAAAGAAGAUGGCUGGCAAAAAUUGUGGUGGCAUUAUGCCCAAGAAUCUAUUUUAUCAGAUGUCCGUGAGAAAUUAAAGAAGACUUCGUGGAGAUACCUUGGACAGCGAUUGAGUAAUCGUCGGAAGUAUGUUAAUUUAUACAAGACUAAAUUAGAGUUUCUUCAACAAGACCAGCCAAUUGAUGAAUCUAUCAUUCGGGAAUUGGAACAAAUGGAGAAAGAAUCUGAUAUUGAUGAUAUUUUAAGUUAUAGGUCUGCUGCGGAACAUGAACUGCAGGAAGUUUUAUCAAAGCCUUCAACAGCCAAUAUCUCUGUCGAGAAGUCAAGACAAGAUGGCCAGUCAUCUGGCAAGUCUCGUGGAUGGUUGAACUGGUUGUCCCGUGGUAUGCUUGGUGCCGGAGGAACAGAUGAUUCUAGUCAGUUCUCUGGUGUUGUUUCUGAUGAAGAUGUACAGGAUAUAUAUGAGGCCACAAAGUUCUAUCCUCCGGUUUUUUCUGCGGUGGAUGCCGACACAAAUGAAAAGAUGUAUACACGGGUAAUCGAGUUCAGCAUAGAUGAAAUUUCUGCAACAUUAUGGAGCAUGAACUUCUGUCAGGAAAUUGCUAAGUUGAAUCUUCAUGAGGCAGUUAUCAAGUGCAACCUACAGGAAGAAUUGGGAACUGUGAUUGCUUUUGUUAAGUCAGGAGAGAUGGGUAAUGCAAGCAAUAAGAACGUGAUUCGAUUAAUGUCCUGUAUGGAGAAAAAUGCUGGGGAAGAUCUGCCUUUGUACAGAGUUCAAGUAGACUUGUCCCCUAAGGAAGAUGUGGAAUUGUCAGUGAAUGUCAUGCUUCAGUCACUUGAGGUUGCUUAUGAAACAACAUUUUUUCGGGAUGUCACAGAAUUUUUCACUGUUGUCAAAUCCUUUGAAUUUCAGCAUGAAAGGGUCUUGUCAUCACUGAAUGGGAUUGAAGAUGUUAAGUCGCGAUUGUUAGCAAAAGCUGAAUACAUCCUAUCAGCUCAUAAGAAGGUGACAUGGAAUGUUAGUAUCACCAACAUUAUGAUAAAUAUUCCCUUGAGAAAUGCGGUUUCAGAAGAGUUUAACAUGGUUUUUGAUUUGGGAUCUCUUCUUUUCGCAUCUAAACCUGAGCUAGGCUCUCAUGGUUCUAGUAUUGAAGGGCAAUCAUUUUUCCAGAAGAACUCACUUGAUUUUGCCUUCUCCUCUGAUUGGUUAACAAGUUUUCAGCUUCAACAUCUUUAUAAUUACUUUGAGACCAAACUAGUUGAUUUUGAGGUGAAGCUGGUGGAGCCUAAUUAUCUCCAAACAAUCUCAAUUGUGAAAAAGUUUUGUGCUUGUAUUACCUUGGCAUCUUGCAUUAUUCCAAAUGAAUCAAGACUGAAACAAUUGGAGGUAUAUGUUGCUGUAUCAUCGCUUGAUGCUAACUUUUCUCUAUCAAUAUAUGAGUCAGUCAUUGCACUGGUAGUGCUUCUUAAUAUACAAUGGUCAAGAUCUGAACCUGCCAUGCUGGAAAACCCAAAUUCACUUAAUACCGUAUCAAGUCACCCGGGAGCUCCUCUUUUUGGUUUCAGUGUAACUGCAAACAUCAAAUCAGCCAAUUUUCUUGUUGAUCUUGCAAAUGAUGGAGAAAAUAGCUCUUUCAUCACGCUUGCUCUAAAAAAUCUAGAUGUGUGGUAUUCUCUUAUCGACUAUGAGAGGUGCUGGAUCUGUUUGAAAGCAGUGGAGGUUACUGCACAUACAUUGAGUGGUGAAAACAAUAACCAUGUUUUAUGCUCGCUUGGGGAUGUAUCUGCCUUAAAUACUGCAAAUCAGUAUGAUAUGGCCAUUAAACUUGGUGAUGCAAGUAAUAACCUUUGUGAAAAGAAUAAAUCUACUGAGGCUUGUUUUCUUUUACACUAUGAAGCUCAUGGGAACAUAGAUUUCAUAAAUCACAAGUUCACAGUAUACUUGAAUAAUGCUGACCUCCAUUGCUACCCGUAUAUUUUUGGAUUGUUGGUUGGGUUUUAUGAUAGAAUAUGUUCAUCAAGCCCAUUUAAUGCUGCUGAGAACUCUUUGGGCCCCACUUUUGAUGCUCAAAGUACAAAAAAGAUGCCAGGUUUUCAGUUCCAAAGGUUUGGUUUCUCAAACUUCUCUGAAAUAGGAACAUCUGAUUAUGCGAGCAUAUCGUUGGAUUGUUUUCCAUUUGUUACAAUACAUAAUUCAGGUUCCCUUGGUAGCCCUGAUAGUUCACUUCGUUAUUCCAUUCCCGACUGGAGGAAGUUAUUUAAUUUAAGAGAUAAAAAAUUAAGAAGCCCAAAUUGCAAUUUGAAGAAGGGGUCUAACCCUUUUCAUCCCUCACCACUAAAAUCCAAAAUGGAUAUGGUUGCAUUUCCUGUGUCAGGGAGUUCUACUGAUGCAAAUUUAUAUGCUAUUGACAUCAAUCUUUCAGGAGUUAAACUUCAUUUCCAUGAUUCCUCUUGUAUUGUUGGAACAAUCACAUUGCCAACCUCUAAAUCUUCCAUUAACAUUUUUGAUGAUUGUAUGGAUCUGGUUUCUUCCUCUGAAGGAGUGAUUCUCACAUCAUCAUGGUGGACCAAUAAUUUACAUGAAUUUUUGUGGGGUCCUUCAUUACCAAAUCUUUCUCCAAUCUUAAAUAUACGUGUGAGGAAAGGGAGUUUUGGAUCGCUAAGUUCGCCGCUUGAAGUUAGCUUUGGAAUUCAGCAUGCAUGUUGUAUUUUACCAUUCCAAUACUUGGCCAUCAUAAUUGGUUACUUUUCACUGCCUGAUUGGAGUUCAAAAUCUAGUAUGCAGCCUGUAAGCAAAAAUAUUGAGUCCAUGGAUAGCCAAAGUGAGAAUGCUAUCAUUUAUAAGUUUGAGGUUCUGGAAUCCACUUUGAUUUUGCCUGUAGAAAGUGACGACCAUCAGUUCCUGAAGACAGAAAUUCAGCAGCUAUAUGGUAGUUUCAUUGAUGAGUGUGCUUUAAGUGAUGUAUUGAAGGACAUUCCACCUGAAUAUGUGGUUCCAGAAAAUAAAGUUGCAAGAACAAAUCAUUGUCUAAAUAUUUUUGGACGAGAUUUGUCUCUAUCAUUGUUGUUGUUUGAGGAUGAUCACAUAACAUUUAUCCCAGGCAAUAAACCGAGAAAUUUCUCUUUGAUAACACCAUUUAGUGCUGAUGUUUGGAUCAGAAUACCUAGUGAAACAGAAUCCUUUUCUGCAAGAUCUUCUGAUUCCACAUGUAUCAUGGCAAGGAUUGGCAUUUGUCAAGUUUUUGUUGAUGAUUUUUACUUCAUUGGUGGAUUUGAAGCAUUAUUGGAAAUCAUAGACCUGUUUUCCUUUGUUCAGGAUGAGUCAAAAAGUUACAUGUCUGAUGUUUUACAGUUUCUACAGUCAAAGAGGUUGCGAAAGGAAAAAAGGGCAGUUUCACUUCUAGAUUCUGCCAUGACCUUUACUGAAGUCAGAUGUUAUGUUGAAUCACUCUUGAUACAAUUGAAUCGCUUGGGAAAAGACCUCAUUUUACUGGAACCAAUCGCUAAAGCUGAAAUGAACUUUAUUUGCUCCAUGUCGCUGAUAAAUGAGACACCUAGAAGCUUGGAUUUAAGUUUUUUCUCUUUAGCAUUAUCUUCAUUGCUAAAUUCGGUUAUACUUGCACAUUGCACUAAUACUUGCUCAACCUCAUUAGUUCUUGAUCUUUCUCUCUCAAAAUCUGAUCAAUGUCAAAGUGAAUUCCGUAUUGGUCUUCCUUCUCUUGAUAUCUGGCUGCAUUGUUCAGAAUGGACCGAGGUCCUUGACUUGUAUAAUUCCUACGGGCGAAGAGUUGUCAAAACUGCAAAGUUGGAUUCUUCAUCAGGGAGUUUAGCUGUGAAUACAAUUUGUCCAGUUCAAAAUGUAUCAGAAUCUGUUCCUCAAAUUUCUGUUAAAAAGUCAGGUGCCUCAACUUAUAGUGCGGCACUGAGCAUGAUGCAGGAAACAGUUGUUAUUGUGAGGUCAGAAGAUAUUGGCAUUACAUUUCAUCUUCCAAUACAUGUCACUAAAGAAGCAUGUACUGAAUUGGUGUUCAAUGAAGAAGGGCCACAGAAAGUUCCAUCUACUGGUAUUGAAGGGAAGCAUUGUAAACUUUUGACAUUUACGAUGCACAGCAAAAACAGUGAACUAAUUAUUUCUGGUAAAAAUGCAAAGUUAAAGUGCAUUUUGGACAAAACCGGUGGUACUGUGGGGUUUCAAGGCAAUGAAAAUGUCAAUUCUUGGCCUCUCUUCCAGAUAUUUCAAGUUAGUGUGGAGACUGAGAUAUGCAAUAUUCAGGAAAAGCCAGUGCAUUUCAAUCUGGGGGUUCAAUGUGAACGGCUAGACGUAUGGCUUUCGCAUCAAACAUUCUUUUUCUUGCAUGAUGUAAGGUUUGAUGUUCCUGGAUCAAGAUCUUCUCGGUAUAACUUUGGAAGUAUGGAAUUUAAGAUCCAGCUAAGGAAGGGUUCUCUUCUGCUAUCUGAUGGAAGGUGGAGUUGUAGUGGACCUCUUUUAGAAAUUCUUCUCAGUAACUUCCUGUUAUGUGCUAAUAUGACUCAAAACAGCAUGGAGAGUGCAGUUGCAUGUGAUCUUCAAGUGAAUUACAAUAACAUUCAGAAGGUCUUCUGGGAGCCUUUUCUUGAGCCUUGGAAGUUUGAGAUGGAGAUAAUUAGGAAAAAAGAGCUGAAUGCUCUGCUAGACAACUCUAUUAUUACUGAUGUCCAUCUCCUAUCGACAGGACAGCUUAACUUCAACUUUACAGAAUCCCUAAUUGAGACUGUUUUCAGGACAAUUGAAAUGCUUAAGGAUGCCUGGGGGUUUGUGGAACAAGAUUUUUCUGAAAAGCAAAGAUAUCUAAAUCCUCAGCUCACUGAAAAUGUAUCUGGAGGAAGAUAUGCUCCCUAUAUACUUCAAAAUCUGACUUCUUCGCCUCUAGUAUAUCGGGUUUAUCAAGGACUGGCUGAUUCUGAUCAGUUUGAUGUCUCAAAAGAAAAGGAUGGAAAAAUUGUGCAGCCUGGUGCUGCUGUUCCAAUUUAUCUUAAUGACACUCCAGUGGAACAACUUUUUGGUUAUCGGCCUACUUGUUCUUCUGACAAUCUCACUGAGAGGCAAUCAAAUGGGGUGGCUCAUCAUUUAAUGACUAUUCAGCUCGAUGGCAUGUCUGUGCCUUCUGCUUCUGUUUCAAUGGAUCUUGUUGGACUUACAUAUUUUGAAGUUGAUUUUUCAAAUACUUCACAGUACAACGUAAACACGAAAGAAAAUGGUGUAGUUGAUGCCAAGAAUGGUUUUGUUGUCCCUGUUGUGUUUGAUGUUUCAAUGCUGCGAUAUAGCAAGCUAAUACGAUUGUACUCAACGGUGAUAAUUCUAAAUGCCACUUCAAUGCCAUUGGAACUACGGUUUGAUAUUCCAUUUGGUAUAUCACCAAAGAUACUAGACCCAGUGUAUCCUGGUCAAGAGUUCCCACUGCCCCUCCAUUUGGCUGAAGCCGGUCGCAUGCGGUGGCGUCCACUUGGAAAUUCUUACCUGUGGAGUGAAGCACACAAUGUCUCUGAUCUUCUCUCCUCAGAAAGCAAAAUUGGAUUUCUCAGGUCUUUUGUAUGUUAUCCAUCUCAUCCAAGCAGUGACCCAUUUCGCUGUUGCUUAUCACUUCAGCACAUUAGCUUACCUGCAGCUGACAGACUAAAGAAGAGCCCAGUGAGUCAUGUUGAUCAUACUCUAAACCAGUCAAUUCAAAGUUGCAGUAAAAUGCUAAAUGGUCAGGGCAAGUCAAAAAAUCGAUUUAUUCAUCAAAUGACUCUAAGCACUCCGUUAGUCAUUAACAACUAUCUUCCUGAGGCAAUAUCAUUGACAAUUGAAAGUGGUGGAAUUACUCGUACUACUUUGCUUUCAAAGGUAGUCACUUUCUUUCAUCAUGUUGAUCUUUCACAUGACUUGUUACUGGAGUUCAGUAUGCAUGGAUAUAGACCUUCAGUCAUUAAGUUUCCUCGUACAGAAACAUUCAGUAGCACUGCUAAGUUCAGUGGGACGAAGUUCUGUCAGUCUGAAACCAUGACCUUUGAUCCUGAUAUGUGUAAUGGCGCAAUUUAUGUAACUGUGGAAAAGAUGAUGGAUGCUUUCUCUGGUGCUCGAGAACUUUUCAUCUAUGUUCCCUUUCUGUUAUAUAACUGCACAGCAUUCCCACUUAUUAUUUCAGAGUUCACCAAUGAAAUGGAUGGAACUGUCUGUACUUUACCUUCCUGCUACAAUCAAGUUGAUGACGAACUGUUUCAAGGCAGAAGAGAUGGUCUCAGCCUUUUAUUGUCUGACCAACAUUCAUAUGUUGGGGCUCCACAAAUUGACAAUUUGGGCUGUUCAUUGUUGAAAGAUCACAUUGUUUCAACUAGAAAAACCGUUGAUCCACUGUUUGGAAGAUUUUUAAAAAAUCCCUUGAUUUCAUUUUCUCAGAAGCAAACUGACCAACAUGAUUUGGUGGACCAGAAAACUUCUUCAAAUAUUCUGAAGAAUCAAUUGUGUUCAAGCACUCAGUCAUUGUCAGGGAAUAAUGACUAUGUGGAGAAAGAGUGUGGAAUGGUUAAGGCAUGCAUAUUUUCUCCUCAUAAUAUUUCUGCUGCAAGUGAAAUUGUCGUUUGCAUAGGUAAUUGUCAUCAUGGACAUAUUUCAGAAAAUAUACCUAAUUCUCCAUGGUCAGGGCCCUUUCCUCUUGUUCCACCAAGUGGUUCAACGACUGUUCUUGUUCGACAGCCAUCAUCAAAUGCAACGUUUAUAUUAUCUGUCACAUCUAGUGCUAUUGCUGGACCAUUUGCUGGGAGGACACGGGCCAUUACUUUUCAGCCGAGAUAUGUCAUCAGUAAUGCAUGCAGCAAGGACAUUUAUUAUAAGCAGAAGGGAACUGAUAUUGUCUAUCAUUUGGGUGUGGGGCAACAUUCACAGCUUCACUGGACAGAUACAACAAGGGAGUUAUUGAUUUCCAUGCUUUUUGAUGAACCUGGCUGGCAAUGGUCUGGCAGCUUCUUGCCAGAUCAUCUUGGUGACACUCAAGUGAAAACAAGGAACUAUGCUUCUGGUGCCAUGAAUAUGAUUCGGGUGGAGGUACAGAAUGCUGAUGUUUCCGUCAGGGAUGAGAUUGUUGGAAGCCUCCAGGGGAGUUCUGGAACAAACUUGAUUCUCUUAUCAGAGGAUGAUACAGGAUAUAUGCCAUACAGAAUUGAUAAUUUCUCAAAGGAGAGACUAAGGAUUUACCAACAAAGGUGUGAAUCACUUGACACCAUUGUUCACCCAUACACGUCCUGCCCUUAUGCAUGGGAUGAACCCUACUAUCCUCAUCGUGUCACUAUUGAGGUGCCAGGAGAGCGAAUUGUGGGUUCUUUUUCUCUAGAUGAUUUGAAAGAGUACAUGCCUGUACAUCUACAGUCAACUUCUGAGAAGCCGGAGAGGAUGUUGCUUUUAUCUGUACGUGCUGAGGGUGCAACAAAGGUUCUCAGCAUUAUUGAUUCAACUUAUCAUAUUCUGAAAGACAUGGAGGAUCACAGUACCAUCAGGUUCCAAGAAAAACAAAAACAAGAGGAGAAACAGGAGAAAUCUGUUGAUUAUAAGGAGAAAUUUUCACUUACUAUUCCUUACAUGGGUAUUUCCUUGGUUAAUUCUUAUCCGCAGGAACUGCUUUUUGCCUCUGCAAAAAAUAUAAAAAUUGAUUUGCUUCAGAGCGUGGACCACCAAAAGCUUUCUUUUCAGAUCUCUUCACUGCAAAUAGAUAAUCAACUGCAUAAUACCCCUUAUCCUGUUAUCCUUUCCUUUAAUAGUGACUACAGAAGCCACCAAGUUGGCCAGAUAACUAAGGAUGAUGGCCCAAAAUCUAAAGCUGAAAGAGGAUUACAAAUUUCUUCUGACUCUUCGUUUGAACCUGUAUUCUACCUAGCUGUGGCAAAGUGGAGGAGGAAAGAUGUUUCAUUGGUUUCAUUUGAAUAUAUAAGCUUAAGAGUGGCAGAUUUUUGCCUUGAGCUUGAGCAGGAAGUGAUACUGAGCUUGCUUUACUUCUUCAAAGCUGUCUCUCCAGGUCUUCAGAGUCAAGUCUUGCCAUUUUCUGAUCCUAUAUACAAUGUGGGCUUUGCGCAUGGUCAAACAUGUGAGCAUGUGAAAGCAAGAGAACAGCUACAUGGAACUGGUACUCCUGUGCUCAGUAAAAGUGAUGAAACUGGUGGAUUAUUACCUUUAAUAGUUCCACUAGGAGCUCCUUGGCAGCAAAUUCACCUUUUGGCCAGAAGACACAGGAAGAUUUAUGUGGAAUCAUUUGAUUUGGCUCCUAUAAAGUUUACUCUGAGCUUUUCUAGUUCUCCUUGGAUGCUUAGGAAUGGGGUUCUUACAUCAGGAGAAUCUCUUAUCCAUAGAGGUCUUAUGGCCCUUGCUGAUGUAGAGGGAGCAAGAAUUCAUCUCAAACAGUUGUCAAUCAUGCAUCAAAUGGCUAGUUGGGAAUCCAUUCAGGAGAUCCUCAUUAGGCACUACACUCGGCAACUACUCCAUGAGAUGUACAAGGUGUUUGGCUCUGCUGGUGUUAUAGGUAAUCCCAUGGGAUUUGCCAGGAGUCUAGGCGUUGGAAUUAGAGAUUUUUUAGCAGUUCCUGCCAAGAGUAUUUUGAAGAGUCCCACUGGACUUAUCACAGGCAUGGCUCAAGGUACUACUAGUCUUCUGAGCAAUACAGUCUAUGCGCUAAGUGAUGCUGCCACUCAGUUCAGUAAAGCUGCGCACAAGGGUAUUGUUGCAUUUACAUUUGAUGACCAGGCUGUUGCAAGAAUGGAAAAGCAAUUGAAGGGGGAAGCUUCACACAGUAAAGGCAUAAUAAAUGAAGUCUUUGAGGGACUUACUGGCCUCCUUCAAUCACCGGUUAAAGAAGCAGAGAAACAUGGCCUUCCUGGCAUCCUCUCAGGAAUAGCCUUGGGAGUAACAGGACUAGUGGGAAGACCAGCUGCAAGUAUACUUGAGGUUACUGGAAGAACUGCACAGAGUAUUAGAAACAGAAGCAGAGUAUACCAUAUGGGAUCACAACAGUACAGAGUUCGUUUUCCAAGGCCCCUAAGUAGAGAGCUUCCUUUGAGACCUUACUCUUGGGAAGAAGCUGUUGGGAUAUCAGUGCUUACUGAAGCUGAUGAUGGCAAGCUCAAGGAUGAGGUGUAUGUCAUGUGCAAAGCACUGAGAAAACCUGGUAAAUUUGUCAUCGUGACCGAGAGACUUGUGUUGGUUGUUAAUUGCCCAAGUCUGGUGGACUUUGAGAAACCUGAAUUUCGAGGUGUUGCAGUAGAUCCAGAGUGGGUGAUAGAAACAGAAAUUAGCCUGCAUAGUGUAAUCCACACUGAUGCUGAUGACGGAGUGGUACAUAUUGUUGGAAGCAGUUCAGAUGCUUUAUUAAGACAGAAGCAGCAGCUGUCUAGGAAGGGUGGUGGGACGAGGAAGCGAUGGAAUAAUCCAUCAACUCCUCUACCACUCUUUCAGACCAACUUGGAAGUGGCAUCAGAGGGAGAUGCAGAAGACUUUUUACUGGUUUUGCUGUCUACAAUUGAACAGGGGAAAGAGCAUGGGGGUAGAGGAUAUCUACUGCACCGAAAUAACAUCAAGUAGGUAGAUUUGCAUCAUUUUCGUUCCUUGUUAACCCAAAAAGUAAAAGGAGAAAAUGGGUAAUGUCCCAAUAGAGGUUAAAAAAAUUUUAACCUUUUUUUUUUCAAAAAAAAAGAGAAGAAAUUGGGGGGAAUUGGGAAAAUAGCUAUAAAUAGAAGAAGGGAAAAGCAUAUUCUUUUCACUACUGCAAUUAUUAGUGCAUCCUCUUCUUGUACAGAAUUAUAAUGUACAGUAAUGUAGUGCUAAGUGCAUUUCAGUCUCAACAUCUGUUAUUAUUA
This is a messenger RNA of Theobroma cacao (cacao), 11085 nucleotides long. RefSeq names its product vacuolar protein sorting-associated protein, putative (DUF1162). The record is from RefSeq and is a predicted model, not a curated record. Gene Ontology annotation, biological process: protein retention in Golgi apparatus; protein targeting to vacuole. NCBI's taxonomy places the organism in Eukaryota, Viridiplantae, Streptophyta, Magnoliopsida, Malvales, Malvaceae.